UAAGAGCGCUGAGACACGAAGCAGCUGUUCAUACUAUAAAGUGGAGGAGGAGACCAUAGAAAUGAACGCACUGGGAGGAUGACAGCUUUUAGCCGCUGCUGUAACCCUGAACCUCUGACACCCAUAUGAACCGUCAGCGAGAGGACCACUAACCCAGCCCGCAGGGCGCAUCCUCUAUCCUGAGCAAAAAGCGAGGGGCCGUGGGCGGAGGGUUCCUUAUGAUUUCUCAGUUUUCAUAGACGCUAUUUCUCUAACACCAUGGUGCUGGGCAAGGUGAAAACUUUAGCGGUCUACUUCGACUUUCUGAACGACAACAACGUCCCCGUUUACUCCGGCGGGGAUUCGGUCUCGGGGAGGGUGAUAAUCGAAGUCAUCGGCGAGGUUCGCGUCAAAACGUUGAACAUAACCGCCAGAGGCGUAGCCAAGGUGCGGUGGACAGAGUCCCGGAACGCCGGAGCCAACACUGCCUACACUCAGAAUUACACCGAGGAGGUGGAAUACUUAAACCAUAGCGACACGUUAAUAGGAGAGGAGAGAGAUGAGGACAGUACAGAGGAGACCCUCACUGUUCUCAACACAGGAUUACACGAAUUCGCCUUUAGCUUCCUGCUACCACAGAUGCCCCUGGCCACGUCGUUUGAAGGGAAGCAUGGCAGUGUGAGGUACUGGGUGAGAGCAGAGCUCUACAGACCAUGGCUGCUGCCUUUCAAAGUCAAGAAAGAGUUCACUGUGUUUGAACACAUCGAUAUCAACACACCACUGCUGCUGGCCCCUCAAGCUGGCACUAAGGACAAGACCUUAUGUUGUUGGUUCUGUGCCUCGGGACCCAUCUCACUCAGCGCCAAGAUAGAGAGGAAGGGAUACACGCCAGGUGAGUCCAUCCAGAUCUUUGCAGAGGUGGAGAACUGUUCGUCCAGGGUGGUGGUGCCCAAGGCAGCGCUGAGCCAGACUCAGACCUACUUCGCCAAGGGCAAGGCCAGGCAGCUCCAGCAGCAGAUGGCAGCCCUGCGUGGGGACACCCUACCCCAGGGGAAGAGCCAGAGCUGGGAUGGAAAACUCCUCCACAUACCCCCAGUGUCCCCAUCCAUCCUGGACUGUCCACUCAUCAGAGUGGAGUACUCACUGGUGGUGUAUGUGGACAUCCCUGGGGGGUUGAACCUGUCUCUAUCGUUGCCGUUGGUGAUCGGGACCAUCCCCCUCCAUGCAUUCACCAAUCGAACAAGCAGCAUCAGCAGCUACUGUAGUAGCAUCAGCUGGCCAGAGAGACCUGAGGCUCCCCCCAGCUAUAGUGACUUGGUGGUGACAGAGGAGCAGGGGUGGGGCUGUCUGGAGCGCUGUGAGGGGUCAGAGGUCAACGAAGAGGACCAGGGAACACUGCGCGCUUACAUCACAGAGUUCAGAUACCAGCCCCCGCCGCUCUACUCCGAGGUUGACCCUAACCCAGAGCCGGGCUGUGGAGGUCAGGUGGUCAGUAGACCCGACCUCUGCCCCUCUCGCUGAGCACAACACUGACCUGCUCAGAGCAGACAGGCAUCUACACCUACAGAUGGAUCCAACAUGGCCGCCGCUAUAGCCCCCUACUGGAGCCAGUUACCUACAGAUGGAUCCAACAUGGCCGCCGCUAUAACCCCCUACUGGAGCCAACAUUGCGUCUCAUCCUUAGUUUUAUCGGGUACAUAGAUCAACAGAUGCAGGGAUGUCAGCUCUGAUAGACACUCUGUGGAGAGGCCAGGAGACGCCUCAGUCUGACCAGCAUCACGGUUCUCUGCUGGUCAGAAAGAAUAGUCCUUAGACCAAUCUUCUGGUACAUAUGACCAUUACGUGGCACAUCUAAGACUAGAAAGGAGAGGAGAAGAAGAAAAUAGAUCAUCCACUGUUGGACUGUUGGAAACAGUGGUCAGGAUCUCCUCCAGCCUCAGAGUGAAUUUUGCACAUGCCUCUCACUGUUUUUCUACUUAACUUCCAUAGCUUUUCUUCCUCAACUGUCAUAUAUGCUGGAACAUGUCCGUUGUCUUCUCACCACCAUUACUACUUAACUAGAAACAACACCGAUCACAGACCGAUCAUAGAACAAAGUAACUAAGAAACAAAUGAAAGGAAAUGUUUUUAGAGGUGUUAUUGUGUCUUGGGUUUCCUGAAUGGGGAAUGUGGUACAUGGUGAAAUGACUAGUGUGUGUGUUCAGACACUGGUGUAUCUGUGAAGCACUCACUCACUUUCUGUCUUUCAGGUGUCUUUCCUCACUAAACCCUCCAUAGAUACAGUACCCUACUAAGCACUUGUUUGAUUGUAGUAUGUGGAGAUAUGACACAGAAAGAAGCUCUGUAUUUACAUAAGAGGCAAAGAAACAGCCAGAUGUAAAAUAAAAUAAGAAAAAAAAAUACAUUUGAAAUGUUUACAGGUCAAUUGUCCUUCAAAGUUGAUCUUCACCUCCAAACAAAGUGCAAUAUAUUUUUGUAUUUGUCGUUUUUCUGUUUGUGUAAGUGAUGCCAUUAUAGCCAUUACUGAUCUGAAUGCUAUCAUGAUCUUCCUUUGUUUGAAAUAAAGAAGCCUUUUUGUAGAAACUGUGAA
Messenger RNA from Oncorhynchus nerka (sockeye salmon), 2569 nucleotides. Its product is annotated as arrestin domain-containing protein 3-like. Bases 259 to 1500 code for a protein of 413 amino acids. The transcript is spliced from 8 exons. Lineage: Eukaryota; Metazoa; Chordata; Actinopteri; Salmoniformes; Salmonidae. The record is from RefSeq and is a predicted model, not a curated record. Gene Ontology annotation, cellular component: cytoplasm. Gene Ontology annotation, biological process: protein transport.